Messenger RNA from Emericellopsis cladophorae, 1275 nucleotides. Its product is annotated as dynactin subunit 2. Gene Ontology annotation, cellular component: dynactin complex; cytoplasm. The coding region runs from base 1 to 1275 and encodes 424 amino acids. Lineage: Eukaryota; Fungi; Ascomycota; Sordariomycetes; Hypocreales; Bionectriaceae. Gene Ontology annotation, biological process: mitotic spindle organization. The transcript is spliced from 3 exons. The record is from RefSeq and is a predicted model, not a curated record.
AUGGCGCGCGAACGCAAAUAUGCCGGCCUUCCAGAUAUGGAUGAUGGGCAAGAUAUAUACGAGACAGCAGUGCCCGAGCUGACAGACGACACCUCAACAGUCCCCACAAAUGCCAAAGGCGGCAAUCACUCGGAUGACGAAUUCUACGAUCUAGAGGACCCCGAAGACCCCAUAUCUCGUUCCCGACUCCGAAUGAACGAUGCCCUCUCGCGCUUCCAAACCACCAAUGUGAACAUGGACAGCGUCGACUUCUCUGAUCGCGUGGAUGGAAAGCGCAAGUCAUACAAAGUCUCGAGCCGCCGGCAAAAGGUACGGGCGAAUGGGACGGUGGAAUACGGAGACCUGUCAGAUGAGGGUGACGACGAGGAGGGCUUGGACAGAAAAAUAGCCCGUUUAAAGAGGGAGGUGGAGGAAGCGAAAGAGGAGCUCGCCAAAAGAGCAACAGCAGCAGGAGCCGAGGAAGGGGAAAGGGAGUCUACCAUGACGGGAGAUGAUGGAAGGCCAACCAUGCGACUCGAGUCCAUGAGCGAGGUUCUUCAAGAGUUGUCCAGGUCUGCAGCUCAGCCUGGACCACUUCCAAAAGCGACCCCAGCUCCUGCUGGCCCAGCCGACGAGAGCGCCAUGGGAUCCAAAGCCACAUACACACUCACUUAUGCGCCUACCUAUGAGGAGAGCCAUGCGCUCGCUAAAACAGCCGACUUUGACCGUCGCCUUCUGACUUUGGAAAAGGGCCUGGGAAUCGCAAGCACAAUCAUGCCAGAGGUCGGGUCGGAUGGUCUCCCGCGGGCGAUCCUCCCCUCCCUUGAUGUUAUGGAAAAGCAGAUUGCGACUCUGUCGCAAGCGUCCGGACCCAGCCUUCGCGCCAUCACCGGCGAAGUCGAGGAGCUGGCUAAGAAACAAAAGGCACUUAACGACGCGAGGGACAAGGACAAAUCGUCGGGCGAGGGUGGCAGACCCGCCGAGUCCGACGCCAAAAUCAAUGCUCUCUAUGGAAUCCUUCCAACAAUCGAGAGCCUCUCGCCGAUGCUGCCGCCUCUGCUGGACCGCCUGCGCUCCCUCCGAGCUAUCCACGCGGAUGCCGCAUCGGCCAGCGAGACACUGGAGAGGCUGGAGAAGGACCAGGCAGAAAUGGCCGCGGAGCUGAAGCAGUGGAGGGUCGGAUUGGAGAAGAUGGAAGAGGCGAUGAAGGGAGGUGACGAGACCGUUCAGGGGAAUAUGAAGGUGAUGGAGGGUUGGGUCAAGGGGCUGGAGGACAGGAUGGACAAGCUGAAAUAG